This is a messenger RNA of Alternaria alternata, 1150 nucleotides long. RefSeq lists its product as hypothetical. NCBI's taxonomy places the organism in Eukaryota, Fungi, Ascomycota, Dothideomycetes, Pleosporales, Pleosporaceae. Gene Ontology annotation, biological process: regulation of transcription by RNA polymerase II. The transcript has 2 exons. Bases 371 to 904 code for a protein of 177 amino acids. The record is from RefSeq and is a predicted model, not a curated record. Gene Ontology annotation, cellular component: nucleus. Gene Ontology annotation, molecular function: DNA-binding transcription factor activity, RNA polymerase II-specific; RNA polymerase II transcription regulatory region sequence-specific DNA binding.
UCUACAAUAUCGAUAGAUCGCUGUCAAACAUCAAAAACCGUCAAGACUACUGAACUUGCCACUAGUAGUCGCUUUGUGAUGAGCGUUUUGAUGUGUCAGUUUCUUUACUGUUUAAAUGGCAAUCGCUGAUACGGGAGUAUGGUUGGAACAAGAAGUAGUGAUGAGGCUAGCUAAUUUUUAUAAAAGAAAACCUACUCUUGAACUCUUGACAGUCUUCUAAAUCCAUUGAUUUGCCGUGUAUCCAUUUCAUAGCAGUCCCAUCUCAGACAUAUGGGGUGAUAAUUUUGGUUACACAAAGCGGGGUAGGCUCCAUCUUCAAGUACCUCACCUUCCCUUAAUUCAUUUCUUAUCACACAAGAUAUCCCUCACAAUGAAGUACCAGUGUCCACUUUGCCCCAAGAAAUUCACUUCCAGAAACAUGCUGAGACAGCACACCGGCACUAACGACGCAGCCCUCCGCCGUGCCCACCUGUGCACCAAAUGCGAGCAGACGUUCUGCAGCCAGAGGGCGAUGGAGCAACAUCGCGACGCUCCAUCUCACGAUACCAUGUUCACCUGCGACGUGUGUAAGAAGCCUUUCGGAAGUAGGCAGGCUGUGGAACAGCACAAUAAGAAGUCUUCACUACACGCGAGAAGGCUGGCUCAGGCAAAUCUUGCAGUUGGAAAUGUGGUAGGUGCGUCGUCGAACCCGCGAAAUAUGGAAUCCCUUGAACGAGCGACGCCCUCCACUCCGAUCAAGGAAGGCACGCGUAGCAGUUCCGACAGCUGGGAAGAGUACUCCGAUGACGAAGACAUUCUGGCGGAAGAUCGCCCCGGAGCAGUCUGGGACGAGGACCAGAACUGGGCGCUCUGUGAUACAGAUUGUGGAUGGUGCGGACAUUGUGCUGAUGGAAUGGAUUACUGAGUCGUCACGAACAGAGGUCCAAUAAAUGUUUCUUGACAUAGAAUCGUUGGUGUUGCGCUCAAUUCAGCACAGCCUUUUAUAAGAAUGGUUUCUGGAAGCAUUUGAGGCGCUCGUGGAGUCUAGAGGUUAUAGUGACGCCAUUGUGCUUCAGUAGCAAACGACAAUGUAUCGGCUGCGUGGACGUAGCUGCUUUUCUACCCCGAAGGCGCUGAUGAUGAUGUGUAUGUCGUUGUCUAGUAGCAAAAU